CCCAACGUCGGUGGGCAAUCUUUUAAGAAUUGCCCUCUUCACGUUGACUAUAUUGGCUGGCUUGUUAUGAAGAAUUGAAAGGAUAUUUAUCAGCGUUUCACAAUUCAUUACAACCACAUCUACAAACUCAUAUUUUUCUUCGGCUCUCUUUUCUGUACGAACAGUUACUUGAUUCUCUGAUUAUGGCUGAAGCACUUGUUUCCGGUGUCUUAGAGCAGUUGACUGCAGUUGCUGGUAAAGGCAUACAACAGAAGGUGAGGCUAGUUGUUGGUGUUGACGAAGAAGUUAAAAAGCUGAGUAGCAAUCUUGAAGCUAUUCAAGCUGUGCUCGUUGAUGCAGAGGCAAGGCAAGUGACAGAGACAGCUGUAAGACGUUGGUUAGAUCAGCUCAAACAGGCUUCCUACGACAUUGAAGAUGUGUUGGAUGAGUGGAACUACGCCAUUCUAAAACAAAAACUAGAGGGAGUUGAAGAUGCUACCGGUCCUAAGAAGAAGGUGUGUUUCUUCUUUCCCUCGUAUUGCUUUUCAUUCAAACAAGUUAGUUUACGUAAUGACAUUGCGAUCAAGAUAAAAGAAGUUAAUGAAAAUCUAGAUGUCAUUACGAAACAAAAAGAGAGAUAUAGUUUUAAUACUAUCACAAGGGUCGAAAGGCUAGAACAUGUACAAACGACUUCAUUCAUUGAUGUGUCUGAAGAGAUGUGUGGUCAAGAUGCCUGUAAAAGCAUUUUAAUAGAUAAAUUAUGUGCGAGCACUGAACAACGCCUCCCUAUCAUCUCUCUUAUAGGAAUGGGAGGUAUCGGAAAAACCACUCUUGCUCAAUUUGCUUAUAAUCAUGAUAAGGUAAUGAAAAGUUUUGACGAAAGAAUAUGGGUAUGUGUAUUAGAACCUUUUGAUGAGCACAGGAUUGCUAAAGCAAUUAUCGAGUCUUUAGAAGGUUCUACUAUAAAUUUAAUUGAAUUGCAAUCUCUUCAUAAACGUAUUAGUACAUCAAUUCAAAGGAAGAAAUUUUUUUUGGUGUUUGAUGAUAUGUGGAAUGAGGAUUUCAAAAAAUGGGAACCAUUAUAUCGUUGUUUGAAGAAUGGUGUCCAUGGAAGUAAAAUUUUGAUUACAACACGCAAGGAGUCAGUUGCAAAAAUCAUGGGUUCGAUGGAUAUUAUCAAUGUUCAAGGGCUAAAUGAUGAAGAAUGUUGGUUGAUGUUUAAGCGAUUAGCAUUUUUUGAUAGGCCUUUUGAGGAAUGUGAAAGAUUAGAAGAGAUUGGGAAAAAGAUUUCAAGCAAAUGUCAGGGUUUACCUUUGGCUGCAAAGACAUUAGGAAGUUUUUUGCGCUUUAAAAAAAGUUGGGAAGAGUGGAAAUGUGUCUUAGAUAGUGAAUUAUGGAAACUUAAAGAAAUUGAGGAAGAAGUUUUUCGACCAUUAUUAUUGAGUUAUAAUGAUUUGCCUUGUCUAAUAAAAAGUUGUUUCAUAUAUUGUGCUAUCUUUCCUAAGGAUUAUGGAUUAAAAAAAGAUGAAUUGAUUAAACUAUGGAUGGCUCAAGGAUAUGUUAAAGAAGAAGAAAAUAAGGCAAUGGAGAUAGUUGGUGAAGAGUAUUUUAACUAUUUAGCUUCACGAUCAUUAUUCCAAGAGUUUGAAAAAGAUGAUGAAAAUAAUGUGAUUAGAUGUAAGAUGCAUGAUUUAAUACAUGACUUUGCUCAGUUCUUAUGUAAAAAUGAAUGUCUCCACAUAGAAGUUGGUGGCAUUAAAGAGCCAAUCAUAAACUCUUGUAAUCAUGAGAAAGUUUGUCAUGUGAUAACAACAAUUUAUAGAGAGAAUCUAUUUCCUGAUUCCAUUUUUAGUUUGAGAAGGAUGCGCAGUUUAUUAUGUUGUUCUAGCUAUCCUGGAGGUAUUUUGCCUCCUAAUAUGUUAUCAAAAUUAUUUGGUAAAUUGACAUGUUUAAGGGCAUUAACUAUUAGUAGAGGUUUACGGGAGAUAGAAAGGAUUGAAGAGAUUCCUAAAGAGGUAGGAAAAUUAAUACAUUUGAGAUAUCUCAAUUUGAGGGGCUCAGGAAUGAGAAAACUUCCUGAAACAUUAUGUGAAUUAUAUAAUUUGCAAACUUUAAAUAUUAGUCUGUGUGGUGAACUGGAAGAAUUACCUCAAGGGAUGGAAAAAUUAAUAAAACUAAGGCAUCUACAAAAUUUUGGGACUUGGUCAUUAAGAUACAUCCCAGAAGGAACUCAAAGAUUGAGUAAUCUCCGAACCUUAGGGUAUUUUGUGAUAAGUGGUAGUAAUGAUGAGAAAGCAUGUAGUCUUGAAGGUUUGAAAUACCUUAACCUCUAUGGAGAGUUGUACAUAGGAAUGUUGGGAAAUGUAUUAAAUGUGGAAGAGGUUAAAAGAUUAGAAAUAAAGAGUCAAAAAAGCCUCCUUGGUUUGACGCUAGAUUUAAGAGAAGAUGAUAAUGGAAGAGAGAGGAGAAAUGAGGAGGAUGAAACGCUUCUUGAAGUCCUACAACCAUCUUUAAAUUUGGAGAAAUUAAAAAUACUGAGUUACAGAGGCAACAUUAUUAUGCCCAACUGGAUGAUGUCCUUAACCAAGCUUAGGCACUUAAGACUUGAUGGUUGCAGUAACUGUAAGCAUUUGCCUCCCUUGGGAGAAUUGCCAUCCCUUGAAUAUUUAGAUAUUAGUCUUUUGAACAGUUUGAAAAGUGUGAGUAAUGAGUUUUUGAGAAAAGAAAAUGACGGCACAUCUUCAUCAUCUGUUUUCUUUCCUAAAUUGAAAACAAUUACGUUUUGGUUUAUCUAUGAGUGGGAAGAGUGGGAUUACGAGAUUACUAGAAUUGGAGAAGAAGAAGUUACUACAAUCAUGCCAUCUCUGGUGUCCUUGAAAAUUUACGACUGCCCCAAAUUGAAGGCACUACCAAAACACCUUGUUCAGAAUACAAGAUUGAAAAAAGAUAUUUCUUAUUGUCCUCUGCUAGACUAAUGAGAGGGCAAAACAAUGAAGUGCAAGAUAUAUCAUUCAAUAGCAGAAAUUUCGGCAGAUGAAGAUGAAACAACAAGUGCUAAAUCUUUUGGUUUCCACAUUUAAAUUUCUAUCAUACUGGGAAAAUUUGACGGACCUGGAAAUAUCCUCUAUGAGUGAUUCCACACUUUAAGAGCCAGGGCCUCAGAUUGUGGAAGAGAGAAGGUACAAAUGAGGAGAUUAAGUACUCAAAAGUACUCAAAUGUCUUUUGUGAUAAGAGAAGAAGAUUGUGAUGUCAUUGCUCUAGUUGAAGACAAUCACAUGACGGUCAGGUCUUGUUUGGUCAUCGAAAUGCUGUCCUCCAUCUGCUCCUCAAAAAUAUUAAAUACUAAAUAUUUUCCGAAAACUUCAAUUUCUGUCGUCUGGAGAGUUUGCUUUGAAGAUUUAGAUCAUUUUUCAGAUAAUUCUGGCAUCAAAUUCCCUCUCCAGAACCUUGAGUCAUAGUGGAAUAAUUGACCUCGAUUUAAUCAAAUAUAUAUAUUGUCUUGGUGCAGCAUUUUCAUGUUAUUGGAGACAGGAAGAAUAGUGUUCGGCAAAUGGUCACAAGAACUCAAUUUGUGGUGGCUAUCACAGGGAAUGGUGCAACUUCUGUUUUUGCAACCAUGUUUUUUGCUUCUGUGGUUCCAGGUUAUGAAAGAAGGAACAAAUGAGGCAAUUAUGUACUCAAAAGAACUCAGAUGUGCACUGUUUUGUGCUAUGGAAGAGAGACGCGAUACAUGUAGAAGAGUACUCAAGAGGCAAUCAUCUAAGGCUUCUUUUCUUAAAUACUUAGGCAAGUUACCUAUGUUAAAGACAUUUUUUCUCUUUGAAAUUACUGAAACCAUGCCUCAAUUUCCCUCAGCCGAACUUUGUAUCAUGCGGAAUGACUUGACAGGCCCAGGAAAAUAGUCUCACUGUGUCAUUUUGCAUCAAGGAAGAUAGGAAAAAUGGCAUGAGUAGAGUAGUUAAUCGCAUGUUUUCUUACUAUUUAAUUUAAUUUUUUGUACGUGAUACUAUUAUUUCCCUAAUAUGCAGAACAAAUAUUCUAGUCAAGCUCUUAGUUUGGAAAAUUUAUAGUCAAGCUCUUAGUUUGGAAAAUUUAUACAUUCUGUAACUAAUCGGGAGAAUAAGUACUCUAAGAAAAAGCACAGAAGGAGAGGUUAAAUUUGAAAGACACGGGAAUACGUUUAAUGAGAUAUUUUCUAUGCCAUUUUUUUUCCUUCUAAGGCAUGCAAAUUUGUAUUGAAUCACAGCUUCAAAUUUUGGCCUUAGAACAAAUGUGAAAGAGGGGCAUAAAUGUAGGAGAUUAUAUCCUCAAAAUGAUUGAAAUGCUCAUGCAUGUGGGAGCUUCUCCAGUUACAAUGGAUUCUCUCUGUGAAAUCCUUUGAUGACUUAUUAUGAUAGGCAGGUAGAAGAUGCCAUGAAUUUGCUGAAGAAUCAAAGUUGAAAUAUGAUGCAAUUUUUAAGAAAUUUUGCAGAUUGAGAACUAGUUUAUCUUAUUAAUGGAAGAAGAAACUUCGUCGGCACACUUGUCAGUAAAAAGAUAAUCUUCCAGAUGAAACAAAAGAUCAAUCCCGUUCUUAACACUUUCCUGGGAAUUUUCCAAACUAAACUUGGGAAACUUUGAAGGGAGGAAGAAUGGGUUUUGGAAGUAGUUGAAAGAGCUCAUUUAAUGGCCAUGCCAAUGGAGGACCGAAUUACAUCAUGCACUGAAGAAAACUUGAUUCAGGCGCUUGUAAGCAAAAUUAAAAUGUACAAGAUGAAACAAUUGGUCAAAUCCUGGUCUUUACAUCAGCUUGGUUUGCAAAUAACGCCUAUCCAAAAUAUUAGGAGUCUGAUCCUAACGGAAGAUUCGCAAAAGGAGUUGGAGCACAAAGAAAUUUAUUAUCAGACGCGGCAGACAAAUUGCAAAAUAAAAUUGAUAAGGUUGAAAAUUUAUUAUCACAAGCUGAAUUUUCACCGACCUGCCUAUGCGGCAUCCCCGUUGGGUUGUCUCGGGAAUCAGCCUUGCAUGCGCCCACAUAUUGGCUUAGGGUUUCACUGGUUUCAUCCUACCUUAGAUUCAUCAGGAGAGCGGGUCCAGCUCCUGACCAGUUUGUGCAGGGUUGGCCUAGUUUCCCCUUCAAUGCACUACCACAACAAUAUUGUGCGCACCCCAUGGUUGGAGCACUCCCAACUAUAGAUAUUGCAUCCGCAAACCCAAUGACCAUGUACACUCACUCUUAAACAUCUCAUCACUUAUAGCUGUCCAAAGCCCUGUCACGACUCCCAACCUGAGCCCCGGACAAACUCUCCCACUGAAAAUGGAGCAAGCCCUCGUGCUCCACUCAGCUCGCAAAAUACCCCUAGUCCUCCAUUGGCUGCAUUGAAUGACCACGCGAUGAGUGUCUCCCAUAUUGGCUAAAGGGACACCCAACCUCCUGUCAAGCGCGACAUACCUCGUCAUGUCAAUUUCCACAUGACACCUCGGAACACCCCCAUCCUCCACCUGGUGCACCCCCUUGAUAUGACAUGAUGUAUUCUUGCAUUUGUUUCUUAACUCUUGGAUUUUCACAUGCCCCAAGCAAAACGGUCAGUCUCUUGCCGCCUGCAAUUGCUUGGAGGGGUCUCUUUUUACUACCACAACAUUGGCUAUGGUUUGGCUCUGAUACCAAAUGUCACAAGUUGAAUUUUCACUGACCUGCCUGUGCGGUAUACCCGAUGGGCCGUCUUGGGGAUUAGUCUUGCAUGUGCCUCUCAAAUGCUGGAUGUGGGAAGAUAUUUUUCGUAUUGUUUUAUUAAGAUGGAAGAAUGAUUUUGUAAUGCCUUGUGAACUGAGUUGUAUUGAGAUUAUCUUCAAACAAUAUAUCAGUAGUGCAUCUUUUGUUUA
Mangifera indica (mango) is the source of this 5842-nucleotide messenger RNA. RefSeq names its product putative disease resistance protein RGA3. The transcript has 15 exons. The coding region runs from base 183 to 2954 and encodes 923 amino acids. The record is from RefSeq and is a predicted model, not a curated record. Gene Ontology annotation, molecular function: ADP binding. Gene Ontology annotation, biological process: defense response to other organism. NCBI's taxonomy places the organism in Eukaryota, Viridiplantae, Streptophyta, Magnoliopsida, Sapindales, Anacardiaceae.